AUGUUGCACAGAAAGAAAAUGGACUCUGGAGAAGAAGAUGCUGGUCUCUACCUGCAAGAAAGCAAAUGUAUUACUGACUUUUUCAGACCAACUCUGAAACCAGACAGAACUGUGUUGUGCUCUCCAGAAAAAGGAAAUGGACAUGCUGGACAUACAGUUUCAUGUGUAGACCAUCUUAAAAAAAGCAUAUCUUCUUCAAAGCAAAAUAGAAAGAAGAAAUUGCCUUGUUCACUAUCAGGCAGAAGCCCAAUAAUUGAUGCUUUAUUCCGAAAGGCUAAGUCAGAGAAAAACAACAGUCCAGAAAAUGGUGUUUGCAAAAUAUUGAAGGCUAAUCAUCCAAAACCUGUGGUUCGGAGACUGUUCAUAUCUAAUGCCUUACCUGACGGUUCUUUCCUAUUAAAAGAUAUUUACACAACAAAUUUGGAAAGAAAUGAGAACAAUUCUGUUCGGACAAGAACACAUUUAAUAGACAAUAGUAAUAGACAACAUAAAACAGAACAUGAAGAUCUAGACACAACUGGUUCAAGCUUGAAUAAAUGGCCUUCCACUUCAGGAAAUAACAGUCUGAAGAAGCAGAGCGACGUAACUCAGUGUCAAAAACCAGUCUAUUCCAGGUUGCCACAAGUCAGUUCAAUUAGUUCUUCAUCUCCGGAAUCGUUAGGAACUCUUUGCAGAAAGAGACAAGAGAAGGACACCAAAGAUUUCUUAAGAAAAGAUUCAAGCUCAGUUUCACUGGAAUCUUCUUCAGAUGAAUCUUCUUCAGCACACGCUUCAAAAAAUGUGUUUCAUUCAGGAUUAAACUCUGAUAAAACUAUUGUCACAAAAAGCCAGCCCAAUCCUACAGCAUAUUCCAGUGCUAUACCUUCAUUUGGAAUAGCUAACCAUAAACAUGCUAGAAAACGGAAAAGGAUUUCAUCAAAAACAAAUGUGAAAAAUUUACAGAAUGUUCAGACGUUAAAUAAACACAGACUUGGUAGUUCGCAAAUUCCCCAUAAUACUAAUUAUUCAAAACACAGAAUAUCUUCUCACAAGAAUUUACACUCAGCAGAUAUAGAUUGGCCUAGCAGUGACUUGCCUAUUUCAGUAGAAAAAUCUGAAGCUGAAAAUAAAUCAAAUGGAUACAUUAUAAAUAAAAAUGACCAAAUCCAAAUUUCAGAUACUAGCAAGAGGAAAUUACAGACAUCUACUUGUCAUAUUUAUUUAGAAACAAGAAGAAAUAAUGAUUCUACAGUUCCUUCAGAAAAAAAUGCUGAGCAACUUGGAUCUUCCUUGGGAGAGUGUGACAGUGUUGUCUCACUUGAAGAUAGUUCUUGUGACACUAUUCCUAAUUCUUCAUAUAACUUAAAUAAAUCUAACAAUGAAGCAUAUGAGUUAAUUCAAAAAUUAAAGAGCAUUUCUGAUAGUGAUGAUGAGGCCUCUGAUUGCAGCGUGGUCAGUAGUGAAGAAGAGACACUCAUCCCUCUUGAAAAAAUACUAUUACAGAGUGUCAGGCCAGCUGCAAAAAAGUCAGAAGAAGCUAUGAAUAAGGAUAAAAUAGCAAGCACAAUUUCUACAACACAUAAUGCUUCUCUUUCUAAACCUUUUAUUGAGCGUGGUGCCUCAUACAUGAAUCAUUUGGAGCAUCUCCUGAAAGAGAAGGAAGAGUUAACGAGGGUAGAUGAAUUAGAGAACCAACUACAGCAAGUCAAAGAGAUAGUUGAAAUAAACUCUGAACCUGAAGAUCGAUCUACUGAUGGUGAAUUAUCUGCUGAACAUAGAGAAUUUAUAGAAAGAUACUCAUUCAGCCAGGAUGCUAUUCCCGACCACCACCCUGGAGAAAACAUAUUUCAAAUAGUGAAUGCUGGGAAAAUCUUCAGCCAGAAUAAUCUUGAUUUGAGAAACUUUGGUUUUCAUCCUCAAAAUCUGAUUGAAAAAUAUCUUCUUAGAUCUGGAAUAACACAGCAGCUUUUUGUAACUGUUGAAGGCUUACUUGCAUCUACUUACCAUAAUUCUCCUUGUCCUGUACCAAUUUUAAAAUGGAUGUUUCAGAUGAUGUCAAUUCACCCAGAUAGCACAGUUUCAAGAAAAAUUUUGGAUACGUUGAUGCUAUUAACAAUUAGAAAUUUUUCUGAUAAGAAUGACCAACAGAAGCCAUGGAUUCCAUCAUUAUUUGAUAUAACAACCGUGUUAAUCAAUAUGGGUAUUUCCUUCAGUGUGUUAUUUCCUUUGCAACAUUUUCAGCCUGGCUUUACUGAAAAUGAUAUUGUGUGUGAAAUGCAUGUAACUGUGAAUAAACAAUCAAAAAGAGAUAUCUGUAUAAACCCAACAGCUUUCUUUCUUCCAAUAGAGAGCAAUCUUUGCAAUAUAGCAAAGUUUCUGCGAUUGUGUAUAAAUGUGUGUCCAGAAAGUUACACAGACAGAGAAAUAUUUAUGUUGCUAUUGUUACUAUUUAAAAUAAGUUUGGAGACAGAACUGAAGCAAUUUCCACUAGUAGACUUGGAGUGCCUUAUUAUAAAAUUGCUUGAAAACGUCAGAAACUGGGAUACUGAGAUGUCCCAAUUAUCCUUGGCAAUAAGUUGUUUAUCCAACCAUCAUCAUAAUCUAUUGUGGCUUGUUCAGUUUGUCCCCAAUUGGACAACUCGUGGAAGACAAAUAAGACGACAUCUUAGCUUGGUAAUAAUCUCAAAACUUCUUAAAAGCCAUGUGAAAAUACCCAGUAGCCAUGAUCAUCAGAUGUCACUACUGUGUAAGGAGCUAGUGAAGAUGAAACCUUCAAGUCUGUUAAAGAGUCUGUCAGAAACUUCAGGACAUCAUGAUGGUGUUACAGAGCCUUUUCUUUCUGAAUCUGAGCCGCAGGCCUAUUAUCUGACUUAUGUCCUCCUUCACUUGGUUAGGGAAGCUAGCAAUUUUGAGCAUACAAGUUCCAAUCAAAGAAAAUGGCUGUUGAGACUCUGUAGCACCCUUGAAAAACAUGUAAAGUGUGAUAUUAGGGAAGACGUCAGAUUGUUUUACAGAACUAUGGUAAAAGACUUAGUUGCUAGAACAUACAGCAAAUGGCAGCAAAUGAUACAUAGUUCUCAGCUUACUCAGGGUCAGAUCCAUGACUUUUGGGUCCCAGAUACUUAAAAAAAUAGAGACUGGAUGAUCAAACGACCAAGAAAAUGAGUGGGAAGACUACACUAUUGUCUAAGAAGAGGCAUUCUUGUAAAGUGCACUUAACUUCCCCAAUUAUUUAAUUGAGCAACUUUGGUAAACUGUAUUUUUUAAAAGAUCCUUUUGACAUUGAGAAAGUUGCUUCUUUCUACAUAAUAACAAUAUCUUGCUUUUCUUAAGUCAAUCUAAAUUGGGUGAAUACAUUUUUUUAAAAAAUCAACAUCGGAUUAUUUUGUCCUUUUUACAACAAAUAUGGUUCUUACAUUCCUACUGUGAAACAGCAUUUAAAAACCAUCAUUGGUAUUUGUUUUCAGUUUUGAAGAUGCUUCUCUGGUAACUUUACAAUAGUAUUAGUUGUACGUAUAUGGCUUUUAACUUGCAUUAUUAACCUAUUGAAUGUUAGCUUUUGAAAUGGAAAGAAACAGUAAUGUAAUAGAUGACACAGAAACUACAGACCUAUAAAAAUUGGAAAGUAAGUUGGAAUUUAUUCUGUUACUUACAAGUAAAUUUGGAUAGUCUGCAGCUUUAUAUUUAUAAUAAAGGGGUUAAGAAAUCAGACCUAACCAGUCUGUAUUGUUCAAAUGUUUAAGAUUGCUGGUUGGCUAUAACUUACAUUCAGGUAUUCAUAGAUAUUAUAUGCUGAUAAAUUGAUGCAAUAAUUUGGUCAAUCUUUUAUAUCAGAAUUCAUAUAUUCCUCUGUUUAUAUCAGUGGUCCCCAACCUUUCCACCUUGGCAGCCCAGUGCAGAGGGGCAUGUGAGUGGCUGGUGCAUGUGUGUGCGCAUAGCUCCAUUUAUGCAAGCGGUGUGCAUGCAUUCUGCUCGCACAAAUGGAGCUUUGCACAUGAGUAGAGGAUGCUUGCGCUUGCACGUGAAGCUCCACUUGUGUGAGUAGAGGGCGCUCACACAUGAAGCUCCACUCACACAAGCGGAUAGCACUUGCACUCACACACAUGCUUGCCCAUUUAUCCCACAUCCCCGUUUCAAACAAUUGGGGACCCCUGGUUUAUAUCACACUUUGGACUAUGUUUUAUUCUAUAACGUGAACAUAAAUUAUAGAGUCCAUAAGUUUCAGUCUUAAUAUAAACGUGUAUAUGUAUGUGUGUGUAAAUACAGUUUGUGUGUAGUUUUAAUCUGAAAACUUGCACUGCCAUAUCUGUAAAUAAACAAAAUUUUAGAAGCCAUACAAAUUAAAUGCUUUAGAAAUAGUAUAUAAAAAAUAGUUGACUUUUAUAUUUACAUUUAAAUCAAAAUAGUCAUCUCAAAUAAAGAAAUGGCAAAAUAAAUGGUAUAAAUUGCUAUUAUCUAAGUGUGCAAUAAGCACCGGUAAAUCAUUCAGGAACUUUACCUUUAUUCAGUGGAUUGUGGUUUAUACCUCAGAAGUGUAAAUCUGGUUCUGACUUUUAAUGCUGUUGAGAGUUUCAUUAAUUCCAGUAUAAAGUUUUAAUGGAACAUGUUACUUUAGAAGGAAUAAGUAAGGAUAUAUUUUAUUAUUAAAAUAUUAGAUUUUAUUGAUUCUUCCUGCAUUCUGUGCCUAGUGUACAAAUAAUUCCUAUGUGCAAUUAGAAAUAAUUUCUGCUUUCAUGAGAUGUUGCACACUUCCUCUGCAUUCUCUUGGCUGCAGCACCUUAGAUUGCAUUGAAGACUAUUGUAGAAAGUGUAGUAACUGCCAAGAGCCGAAUGCUUAGGAAGCCAGCUAUCCUAACAGAAACAGCCUGGCAUAUCUGCAUAGUCAUAAAGGCAUGGACAGAGACUUUUUCUUAAAGUGUACUUUUGAAUGAACAGUUGUGCCAAACUUUUAAAGAGAGUACAGAAAAUGCUAUUUCAAUUGCAAUGUAUAUUAUGUAUAUUAUGUAGUGUGUAUAUACAAUACACAUGUCCAUUAUGUAUAUUGUGUAAUAUCUAUAUAUUAUGUGAAGAAAUAUGAUUUUUUGUUUUUUACAGUUUUUCAAGAAUGUUCAGACAAAACUCCCAAUUCAACCACUUUAAGUGCAAGAAUAACAUUUACAUUAACAUUGAUUACAAUUCACAGUAAAUUGCAAAUAUGUCACCCUUGGUAUAUUCUAAAAAACAGAUGAGGACAGAAUCCCCCCUUUGAAAAAUAACAUUUUAACUGUAGGGUCUUGCAGCAUUCCAGGCUAAUUCAUUCCAGUUGUUUAUUCAUCCCAGUUAUAUGCAUUUGUAUUCUUAAAUAUUAUACAACAGGCAUGUUAGUAUAGUUCUUACAAACUCUGUAAGCAUAAUCUCUCCAAAAAUGUUAUUUAUAGAUCAGACUUCUCCAGCUAUUCAGGUUCUUGGUACUCCUAAUAUUAAAAUUCUGUUUUGUUUUGUCUUGAAUGUGCAUUUUUUUUUAUUCAGGCUGCACAACCCAGCUUGAGAUUUAUACAGCAUAUGAAUGUAUUUCUUGAAUAGAAUUUAAGUUAUAAGAUAUUUAAUUUUAUAAUUCUUGCUUUAACAAGGUAUAUGAACUAGGCUCUAUGUUUUUCACAAACCAUGGUUAAAAUUUUCUAAGAAAAGUUAAUCCAAAAAGUAGAGAAUCAUAAGCCAAUGAAAAUACAACACAUUAGCUAUGGUUGUGCUUCAAUUUUCUUAAUUUAGUUAUCUUCGUGUGUGUUGGACCUUAACUCCCAUAAUACUCAUGUUGUGAAAAACUCAUAUAAUAUUCUGAUUUCAAGUUAGAACCUAUCUAAAUAAUACAUUUAGGCUUUUGGGUAUAACAAUCAAAGAAUAAUUGUUGGACACUAAUGCAAAAUACUUCUAAAAGUUCAAAUAUACUGUAUUUUGUAAGUGUAAUUGUAUACUUUGUAAUUGUACACAAGAUACUGAAUCAUAAAUUAGCCAGAUAUAUUUUAGCUUCAUGGAUCCGGGACAAAGCUGAACAAGUAAAUUGAUUUAAUGAGACAGACUUUCUUGGGCAUCCUUAAUAUCUCAGUAAUUUUUUUAUUGGACAGUUAGGACAAUAGCGUUUAUUAAGUAGUAACAUAAACCCUGCGGUGCUGCAAAGCAGUUUUGGAACUGCAGCAAUAAGACAUGAUUAAAUUUAAUCUUAGUGGGUCCUAUCAACAGCCCAACUCAACAAUCAAAUAACAGAAAUAUACCAUCAUCCCAACCUGUUCUUUUGUGAGGACCUCUACAUUAUCGGCAAAAGCUUACGAAGACUCACACAUAAGUCAUUGGCAUACAUUCACCCAACCCCAAGAUAGUACUUGCUGUAUCUAAAGUGAACUAAUUAUGAUAAUAUACCCACCUGCACAGGAAGGGUAAUGCACUCACAGACUAUUAUUGACCUGCCUAUAUAAUAAGAUCUAGUUUUUCAGUUAAGUUUGGUUUGGUUUAUAAUAAGAUCCAGUUUAGUUUCCAGUCAGGCAUGACUAGAAAGAGGAAAUCUUUUAUCUUUACCUUUAUUAUAAGAUCACAGGCUGGGAAUCAUUGAUACUGGACAUUUUUUACAUACUAUUAACAGUAAUCUAAAAAAAUUAUAACAAAAUCAGCUGCAGGUAAGGACAGAUGAUAUUCCACAAGUCUUUAAAAUCCUGUCUGUUACCCAGACCUUGGGUAGGGUGGUCCAAGGAGCUCUAUAGGUGAUGAAUGUAUCAGAGGGAAUGAGACACACAGGAUUAUUUGCUAUUUUUUUUACUGUUUUCUUUACUGUUGAUUUAAGCUGCCAAAUUUUCAAAUCAAAUUUGCAUUCGAGUCAUAGACCAGUAUAAAUGCCAAAGUUAUUUUGGAGUCAGACAGCCUCUCCAUCUGAUAUUAUGGAGAGCAAACUACUACAGAGAACAGGACUUCUCUAAAUAAUAUACUACUGGAAGUAUAUAAAUGAGGAUCUUUAAUGGAAGCUAUUCCUUUAAUUCAGUACUCUCUUCUAGGCAUGUUUCCAUUAUUACUUUUUAUAAUAAGAAUUAAAAUUAAGGAAAAGAUUCAUAAAUUGAAUGCUGGAAUAUAUUAAAAAGCUGUUCUGAUUAAAGGAUUUGUAUCCAAGUAUGCUGGCUGGGGAAUUCUGGGAGUUGAGAUCCACAUAUCUUAAAAGUUACCAAGGCUGAGAAACACUGUUUUAAAUCAACCAUAAAUAGAGAUCAGUAUAUGAUUUCCACUUACCAAUAAGCUUUCUGGUAAGGCCAUCUCUCUAAAUAUUGUACAUUAAUUUUCUUUUUGCUUAGCUUACUACUUUAACAAAUUUUUGAACAUGCAAGCAGUAUAUGCAAAAUGAAGUUUACUGCUGUUCUAUUGAAGAUUCCAAAUUCAAGCAAGACUCUGGCACCCUGUCUUGAUGGUUUUAUUCCUUAUUUCCAUCUGAUGCACCUUUUUUCAGUUCUUCCUGUAUUUGCAAAUGUUAGUGCAACUUUAAAUGAUGUACAUGAAACUGCAAUUCAGAUUCUUAUGCACCCUUGCUUAAUAUAUUGAUUUCAAAAUGUGAAUCAUUUCCCUUCAACCUCUCUUGAUUUUAAAUCUAUAGAGCCAGAGAGUUUGCAAAUGUAGGGGCAGAGUUUAUAGUGAUGAUUAGAUCAGACUUCAGUGGCUUUAUCUGGCUAUUCAUAUCAAAACUAUUCUAGUUAUUUCUUCUUUAAAAAACUGCUUAUGGCUUUGGAUUUUUUCCCCUGCAUAAUUAUAGGUGUCUCUAAUUAUACAGCCAGUUAAUUUUUAUUUAAUGCUGCUAGAUAUUUUGUUUUUACUGAGCUGUUUCUUGUUUGUGUUUGUACUGGUGUAAUAUAUAAUUAAAACUUUUUAAAA
Molecule: messenger RNA, 7860 nt
Organism: Crotalus tigris (Tiger rattlesnake)
Lineage: Eukaryota; Metazoa; Chordata; Lepidosauria; Squamata; Viperidae
Gene: SLF2
Product: SMC5-SMC6 complex localization factor 2
Exons: 20
Coding region: 1-3105 (1034 amino acids)
Biological process (GO): DNA damage response; positive regulation of double-strand break repair; protein localization to site of double-strand break
Cellular component (GO): site of double-strand break; nucleus
Source: RefSeq, a predicted model, not a curated record